This is a messenger RNA of Bombus terrestris (buff-tailed bumblebee), 3661 nucleotides long. RefSeq lists its product as uncharacterized. The transcript is spliced from 13 exons. The record is from RefSeq and is a predicted model, not a curated record. The coding region runs from base 1230 to 2165 and encodes 311 amino acids. NCBI's taxonomy places the organism in Eukaryota, Metazoa, Arthropoda, Insecta, Hymenoptera, Apidae.
GCUUUGUUUUACCGACAGCCAUCUUACUGAAUAGAUCAGAUCACGAGGGAAGAAGGGUAAUUUAGGGCUUAAAAAAUCGAUUCUUGAUUGGUAACAUUUGUACAACAGAUCAAUUUCAAAUUUGAACUGUGCUCAGUGGCGGAUUUAACCGUUUGGGGGCUCUGAGUUUCUAAACGAUCUUUAUCCUCCGGGUGAUCUGCCGCAAGAUACGCACUAUACGAUGUAAACGCAAGGAUCCUCCACAACACUUCAGAAUUCAACAUGGAGCGCUCGAUGGCCAUCUCGAACAUUCUAUACGCGUUGAUUCAACAGACAUCGUACCAGCCAAACUAAGAUCAUUGUCCCAGUCUUCGCCUACCAACAAACGUAUUUUAUGUAAUUCCGAAGAUCGUUCAUCAAGCUUUUCGACAGCCACCUCCCGGCCCCCAUAGCUUUCCGGGGUUUACAGCGUCAUUAGCGUCGAGGUCACUCUUAUACGCGGUGAUUAGCGAGAUGCUCCUAAUAAGAAGACACGACUCCAGCAUCCCGCUACUGAAACAGUUAUGAUGAAUCGCGACCGCCUAGUCUAGGGUGCACGCAACGCGAAAUGGGCCUUCAAGAAGAAAAGGAAAGCCUCCGGCCGUGGACGAGCGAAUGGGUCAAUCCAACGAUCGAUCGAUGCAUCGUCGUUUUAUUUCGCGUCCAAUUCGUUUGACUGAUAUCGAAAUCCUUCGUGUGGUUCUUAUUGGAAUGAACUAAUGACACGAUACAGCCGGAGAACGGUUGAAAAGUUUAUCUCAUUCACGGGUGUACGAUACGUUUGCAUUCUAACUGGCCUGUGUUGACCGUCUUGAUAAACUCGACGGAAUCGAGGAAAACAAGAAAUCUUGGAACGAUGCCGCAAUAAUCAACGAAGCAAAACAUAGGGAAAGAGGGAAAACUCGGUAACCGAACGUUCGUUCGUGCAUUGUUUUGUGCGAGAGUAUUCGAUCGCGAUAAAAGGCUGGUGGAAUGUUGAAACCGUAAAAUCUGGACGAAAAGUAUUCGAAAAGUAGACCUUCGGGAUCGACAGCGAAGAGAAGCGGCAGAGGAUUGGUCCGUUCCAUUGAAAAUAGUGCCAAAGGUGUGUGGUCAUUGGCCGUGCGGCUUACCCCCACGUGAAUCCGCAAGCUAUAUAGAACACCUCGCGUGGAAUUUCAUCUUCAGAACUGAGAGUCAGUGUCAAGGAAGUCUACCUGGAAGUAACGAAAAUGAAAUACAAUCAAUACGUGUCGCUAUGCUUGGUGGCGCUUGUUCUUGGACAAGCAGCAUCACUGCCACAGCAUCCUCAAUAUCCGCAACAGUUCCAACAGCAGGUGAGGGACGAGAGGAAAUUCGCGGAGAAGCCAAACGCCAUGAAGAAGGUCGCCCUCGAUGACCUGGACGACAUCAGCACCAAUCAGAUUCAAGAAGGUAGCAGUACCGGGUUUUCGUGGUCGAACAUGCUGAGCAUGCUGAUGCAGAUGCUCUUAGGUCAAACAGGCGGUGUAGCCGGUCCAAGCAAAAACGAGAUCGACGAUGGAGCACCAGCCAGUCCUUGGGCAAAUUUACUGUCAGUAGGACUCAGGGUGCUCACCGCUCUUCUAGGAGGUCCUCAACAACCUGUCGAUGGUAUCGACAAGGUUGACAACCAGAGCAGCCCCAUGCAGGGCAUUUUGACUGCGGUGCUGGGCGCGUUUCUAGGACAGGGCAGAGACCCCGAUCAGGUUGCUGUCAUGGCUAAAAACGCUUCCGAGUUCAUUAGCAUAGUGAUCAAUCUUCUGGACGCGUUGAAGACCUCGUUCUCUCAUCGUUCCCUGGCAGCUAGGUCUAUGGGAAGACGGGAUACGGUUUCAGAAGCUGCAGUCGCCUCCAUUUCCAUGCUCAAGGGCUACAUGAGGUCAGUGAAGUCAUUUAAUAACGUUGGUCGUGCGGAAGAUGAAGGUCAACGAGGCUGCGCCGAAAGAGCCCUUUGCGAGGCCAGCGCAGAGUGUGUUGCAGAUGCUCAGGGGACGUCUUCUAUCUUCUGUCAACUUGGAUCGUACGCAACAAGUUACCUGCUCCAAAGGCAGAGCGGAGUAGGUUUCGAAGCACUGUACGAAGCAGGUCGACGCGGACGCACCGGUGAAGACUGCAGAACCCUGUUCAUGGACUGCAACGCCGUAUGAAAACCCUUUUCGAUUCCUUCAAGUACGAUUUAGACUCUCUGCGACGCGAUUAACACCACACUCGGUUAUUUCUAACUUCUCUAAAUUAAACUCAACGAGGAAUUCCGUUUAAAAUGAUCAUUUCUUCGUUAAAAGUUUCUUUAUUAAUUUUUGGAGUGCCUUGGCCGGGUGUGUCGUGUGCUGAAGUUUAAAUCGCACCGACGGAACAGUAGCUUUAUACGCGAGAACCGUGUCGAGACCAAACCAGAAUGGUGAUCCUCUUCUCGAAGCUCUCGUUCGACGAACUCGCUUCAUCGAUCGACCAAUUUUAAAUUGGAACAUUUAGAACCGAGACUUAGUCGAAGCGAAAUUAUAACGAAAGUAAGAUCCGAUCGAAAUUGACGAAAUCAUAGGUUUUAUUGAUCGAUUAAUGAUCAAUUCUUAAUACAUUGUUGACCAGUCACGAGUAAACCCAUGUUUGCACGCACGGACAUUGUGGCUGGUGAUACAAGUGUUCAUCUUUGGAUAAAAUAUCAAAUAGUAUGCAUCAGUGUUUGCAUAAAAUAGCCAGCGAACAGUGUGUUAAUUUAUUGGUCGAUCAACGUGUCCGAUAGCGUUGCUAUUAAUUGGUCGAUAAUCCGUAACGAUUGAUAAAACUCUCCGAGUUCUCUGGGAUGUGGAAACGUUCCUGGCGGAUCCUGCGAGUUCAUUUACGUAAAAGGAGUUCGCGACAGAGAGGAAUACGCGUGAGAAGAGGCCGUGCACGAAAGAAUGGCGAGAGUAUAAUACACUUUAAAGUAGAUGUAGACUGAAUGAGAUUCCAGGGCCUGGACGAACUGUGUACCGUUUGGACAGGUCUAUACGACAAUCACGAUAUUUAUUUCUAUUUAUUGAACUUAGUGGACAUAGAGUUAGCCCGUAGUCGAGACUCGAACAGCUACCACGCAAAGGGAGGACCCGUUCUUUUCCUUGAAAACCAAUUAUCGUACGUUAAUUGUAAUAUCUGCAUUGUUAAUCUUUGUUUGAAUUGAAUCUGCGUUUUCUUUUUGCCACGAUCCAUGUCGACAUCUUCAAUAUUUAAUCUCUAGCUUGUUCGCAUUUAGCGAGACAGUUUCUUCGUUUCGGGGAGGAAGACGAGCUUUGAGUUGUCGGAUGUUUUACGUUUGGUAAAUCAGAUUGACGAGUUUCUUCGAAUCUUUUUCUGGCUUGUUUCAAUGGGAUUCGAGGAAAUUCGUAUGUUGGAAUGCCCCUCCCUAGUUUUCUUUUUUACGAGUUAACGUCUCAGGAUAUUGUGUUUGUUUUAUCACCCGCUCAAAAUUAUCUAUUGUAUAUAGGUAUUAUAUAUGUAUACACAUAAACACACACACAAACAAACAAACAAACACACGGGUGGAGUUUUUUCACAAUAGCCACGUUCUAUUUAGCUCAGUUAGCGUAUCUCUUAGACGUAAGUUGUAUGUAUGAUGUGCGGUACGAUGAUAUCUCAAUUGAAAUUAAUAAACGGUCUUAUUGAUAAA